GCGCAGCUAACAGGAAUGAAUAAUGGAUAUUUCAAGAAAUCACCUACCAUAUAUAAACCAAUAAUUUCAUUCGAACUAACAGCAAUUUACAUGAUCCAACUUGCUGGUGACUUCAUUGAUUUAGCAAAGAUAUUUGGUAAAAAUAAAACUGAUGCAAGUCAUUGUUCUGGUUUGGUAAAAUUAGCACCGAAUAAUGCUGACUUAUUCAUUGCUCAUGUUUCCAUGUCCGGUUAUGAAACGAUGAAUCGAAUUCUUAAGUUUUAUAAAUUUGCAUUUGACGAACAAAAGGUACCUGGUUAUGCAACAUCUUUCUCGUCAUAUCCAGGUGCACUCACAUCAUUGGAUGAUUUUGUCCUUGGAAGUUCUGGAUUGGCAAUAAUUGAAACGACAAUUAACGUAUUCAAUCAGCUAUUGUAUGAUGCAGUCAGAACAGAAGGACAAUUACAUUGUUGGAUUCGUAGUAUUAUUGCUACACGGCUUGCAAAUACCGCAAAACAAUGGGUGCACAUAUUUGCACGAUACAACUCGGGUACUUACAAUAAUCAGUGGAGUGUGGUUGAUUAUAAAUUAUUCAAACCAAACAGAGAACCUCCACCCAAUGACCUUUUAUGGGUUUUGGAGCAAGCACCUGGACUAAUAAUUGCUCAUGAUAUGACAUGGUUUCUAAAGAAUUACUCAUAUUGGCCAAGUUACAAUAUUCCGUAUUUCGAUACGAUCAGUGAAAUAACUGGUUUCAAGCAAAAAGGUCAAUUAUCGGAUUGGUACAAAUGGGAAAGUUGUCCACGCGCUAAAAUUUUCAAUCGUGAUCAUUACAAAGUUACCAAUUUGGAUAGCUUACAAAAAUUGAUGAGAUACAAUGAUUAUAAGCAUGAGAAAUUCAGCAAAUGUAAAUGUAUACCACCAUAUUCAGCAGAAGCAAGCAUUUCAACACGUGGAGAUUUGAAUCCGGCUAAUGGUACAUAUGAAAUUAGUGGAAUGGGUCAUCGAAAUCAUGGUAGUAUCGAUUACAAAGGAACAAAUUAUCAGUUGUUCAAGAAUCUUCGUUUUAAAGCAUGGGGUGGACCAACUUAUGAUCCUCUUCCUGUCUUCAGUUGGGCUACAACCGAUAUUCGAGCAAAGCAUUAUGGCCAACCAAUCGUAUGGCAAUUCAAGGAAAUAGAAACACAAUGGGAAACUGUCCUAUCGUAAUUUCAUAUAUUAAAUAUGACAUUUUAAUUUACAACAAGAAAAUGCACGAAGUUGCAAGUGAAUCAGUAAUUUAUCAAAUCCAACAAUAAUUUUCAUCUUAUCUUGUUAAGUUGUUUGUU
This is a messenger RNA of Loa loa (African eye worm), 1307 nucleotides long. RefSeq lists its product as hypothetical. The transcript has 10 exons. NCBI's taxonomy places the organism in Eukaryota, Metazoa, Nematoda, Chromadorea, Rhabditida, Onchocercidae. Gene Ontology annotation, molecular function: glycerophospholipase activity. The record is from RefSeq and is a predicted model, not a curated record. Gene Ontology annotation, cellular component: extracellular region. The coding region runs from base 16 to 1188 and encodes 390 amino acids. Gene Ontology annotation, biological process: phospholipid catabolic process.